Molecule: messenger RNA, 621 nt
Organism: Arabis nemorensis
Lineage: Eukaryota; Viridiplantae; Streptophyta; Magnoliopsida; Brassicales; Brassicaceae
Source: the annotation of a GenBank genome assembly
AUGGGGAAAAAACGAACUUGUUCAAUCGAUAUUGCUCCAGAUCUAGUCAAAGAGAUAUUAUUGAGGCUUCCCCUGAAAUCUCUGGUAAAAUUCAAAACUGUGUCAAAAGAAUGGAGAUCGAUACUAGAAUCAAAGAGUUUCAUCGAGAUGCAUCUGAAUUUUCAGAAAUACGUCAAGAGACGCCAGAAAAUCUUGGCUGCUUACAACUGUGACUGCUGCGACCGGCCGAAUCUCCCGCCCGAGACAGGAUCCGAAGGCGACGAAGAUCUUCAGUGCAACACUUCUCGACCUUUGAUGAGUUGCGACGGUUUGGUAUGUCUCCCCGAACCAGGUUGGGUCAAUGUCAUGAAUCCAUCGACUGAUGAACUCGUGAGAUUUCCUUCCGGUCCAGAUCCAGUGUCUCAUUACGUCCGCCCUCGCCAUGUUGGGACUCUAGUACCGUAUUUGACUUAUUUCCCGGGAUAUAGGGCAAUGGGAUUCGGUAGAGACAAAGUGACGGGGAGCUAUAAAGUGGUGAGGAUGUCUUUUGAUCCUACGGAAUGCGAUGUUCUCUCGGUUGAAAAUGGUGAAUGGAGGAGACCCCUUACAGGAUCGAUAUGGGGAGAAGAUCGGCUUGUGUGA